GGACUGAGGAGAGGAUAGUGAAGGGAAACACACAGUUCAGUUAAGCAAAACACAAUCGUUUAGAAAUUUCGUUUUAUAGUCAUAUUGCGCGCGUACGUCGUGCAUACCGAAAAAAAACUAUAAAUUCUGUAUUUUUCCCGUGAUUCAGUUUCGAUAAAAUACAAUAUAGCAACUGAAAGUGAGAAAGGGAGAGAAAGAGAGAGAGAGAGAGAGAGAGAGAGAAACACAAAUCAACGAAAUAGAAAUUAUCAAUCACAGUUGGAAAAUACCAAAUAAUUAUCAUAGCCAUCGAAAGAUAAAAAUUAAAAUUCAAGUUUUCGUGAUUUCAGUUCUAAUUUUUCAUUUUUACUCGUUACACAUUUUUCUUCCGUGUGCUUUCGGUUUUGCUGCAGAAAAAUCUAGGCUUUAUGCAUUUCGGUUUAAGUCGAUUUGCGAGACGAAGUUUCCAAAGCCAGCAGAAAUUACUACAAUGAUGAUGACGAGUACGACGGCGACGGCGACGGCGAUGACGACGACAACGACGACAACGACGACAAAAACCAAUAGUAAAGUGCAUAGUUGAAUAGCAUGUUGUAAUGUUGUAGCAGUAACUUAGUGACAAAAGCAACAAAAAAAGUAGUGAAAAGAAUAAGAAGAAGAAGAAGAAGAAGAAAAGAAAAGAUAUCAUUAUAUAAGUGGAAUAGAGAUAACAAGAAACCGAAGAAGAAUAAGAAGAAGGAGAAAUCGUUCAUGUUGUUGUGAAUGGGUAUUUUAAUGAGUGUUUUUGCCGAUGAUUAACGUGAAUUUGGCAUAAUAAGCGGAAAGAUUAAAGGGAGGAAUAUAUAUCCACGCGACGACAGAACGUGCCGAAUACAAUAAAUCACAAAUGGUUUGGCUGCGAUAAACGGCAUGGUUAAUAUGGAGAAAAGCGAAGACCAGGAUAGAAAGAUUGUUUUAGAAUUUUGCCAUUUGCUUGAAAAAUCGAAGCAACUGUUCAAUGGACUCAGAGAUCUACCGCAAUAUGGUCAUCGUCAAUGGCAAGCAUAUUUUGGCCGAACAUUCGAUGUGUACACAAAAUUGUGGAAAUUUCAACAGCAACAUCGGCUGGUGCUUGAUUCAAAAUAUGGCCUGAAGCGAUGGCAAAUCGGCGAAAUUGCUAGUAAAAUAGGACAAUUAUAUUAUCAUUAUUAUUUAAGAACCAGUGAAACAAAUUAUCUUAACGAAGCUUAUCAAUUUUAUGCGGCGAUCCGGGGUAGAGCUUAUUAUUCGCGCGCCAUCAAAGAAGAUCGACCCGAUUUAAUGGUGAAAAAGCUACGAUAUUAUGCCAGAUUCAUUGUUGUUUGUCUGCUACUCAAAAAAAUGAAAUUAGUUCGUGAACUCAUUAUUGAAUUGGAGAAACAAAUACAGGAAUACACAACUACAUAUGAACCUGAGGAUCAGCUGGAAUGGUCACUUGUUUUAGAAGAAAUAAAAGGGUUCAUCAAGGCCGAAGCGGCUGUUGCUGUUUUGCACGCCGAUUCAAAUCCAAUAGUAUUAUCGUACAGUGGGUCUGGUUCUAGAUUAAGCCCGCUGACAACGCCGCCAUGCGAACGAUCGCCGCACAUGACAUUGAGCCUACAGGAAAUCAUAAUCGUUGGUUCGGCUUGCGAACAAGCGAAAUUCUCCGAACUCACCAUGGACAUGUUUCGAAUGGUCCAAACACUGGAACGUGAACCAAGCGAAUCGAAUCAUAUGCAUGGUGUUGGCAUUGGCAUUGGCCUUGGCAUUGGCAUUGGCGGCGGUAUGCAUCAUGGUAUCGGCUAUAUACCACCCGGUGUAGUGGUCGCACCGCAUGAUUCAAGUCCAGCCACAAAAAUGCCAUACACCGAUCAAUGCUCAAAGGGAUUUUUAGAGAACGGCGAAAAGCGCCAUUUUCGUGACAAUCCACACAAAUAUCUGCUGUAUAAGCCAUCAAUAAGCCAGUUGCUAGUGUUUUUGAGCAGUGGCUUCAAGGAACUACCUCCUGGUGGUGCAUUGCUCCUCUAUAUGUCAGCUGAUGGAUGCUUUUCAACCACACAACAUCCGGAAGAUUAUGGAUACGAAUUGGGUGGCUUGAGUACGAGCGUCAAACGAGAUGGAAUGGACAGUGGCAUUGCAUGCCGUGGCGGAAAGGGCAACGGCUACAAAGAGCCACAUUGCCUUUAUCCCGGCGAUUUGUAUCCAUUCACGCGGCGGCCCCUCUUUAUCAUCAUUGACUCAGACAAUUCGUUCGUCUUUCAACACGUACCAAGAUAUUUCGGGCAACCGCUGGUGAUUUUGAUGUCACCUCAAGAUGUGCCGACUUCAUUCCAAGAUUAUCAACACCAUGGUUCCUUAUUUACGUUAUUUUUGCAUUCACCAUUGACUGCGGUUUGUUACAUUUGCAAUGUGGGCGAUGUUCCGAUUCAUCAUUGGGAACGAUGUCAAGGGUAUAUAGAAAAAUUCGUCACAGAAGCAUCGUGUUUAGUAACAAGAUGUCGUGUAGAGGAUGUAGGAAAGGGUCGUGAUUAUAUAGAUUCCGCUUAUUUACAAUUUUUCGGUGAUGAUUUUUUGCGUACGAUACUAUUGCGUUAUAUAUUUUGCGAUGUAGUACUGCGUACGCAUAUGUCAUUUCGUGGACGUCAUCAGCGGCCGAGAUGUGAACCACCAUUACCAGCUGUUGAUCUGUUGGAGCAUCCAUCGUUAGCGCAUAUUGUGUUUCAGCUGGCGUCCGCCUUAGAUGUACGAGAUCAAUUCCACGAAGGUGCGACCGAACUUGAAUGAUUCAGUCGGAUUGGAUACAUUCAAAUCGAUUGCGUUGUGGUGUUUGCAAUCGAAUAUUAGCUUAUUAAUUUUCAACGUAUGGGACGUACGCUAUAUUCCGCUCAUGUUUGCUUCAGUUCAGUCAGUGAGUGCAGGUGUUAUAUUCAUUUUGAUUAGACACAUACAAAGAUAUGCUCAUAUCACAAAAGUGUAAAACACCCGGGGAAAAAAAACCCUCCCAAACUAGGAUUAUCAUUUAUGCAAUUUAAUUGUUAACUAAUUUGGUUUUUCCUAUCAAACGUAAACCUUUCGAUAAGGUUACGAAGUGAACAAAAGCUCAACAAAAAAAAAACAAAUACGAAAAAAUGAAAAGUUCCAUACCGACUAAGUUCCGAACGCUCAGACAUCAUGCGAAUUCGGGCAGAUUUCUCUUUUUGAUUGACAAAAUAUAGCAAAGCCAAAAUCGUGAUUAAUAUUUCCGACUGUUUGGACAGAGAGAUAGGAACGCAAAAUUGCGCAACAAAAGCGGCAUUCUUAGAUCACAAAUGGCAGUCCCAUUGACUGGCUCUACUUCUAAGAAUACUCUUGAAACUUUUAUACGCGGCUAGGUUUUAAGCUAAAACUAAUUACCGAACAAAUUCGAACUACUAGACAACUAAAGCAACAAGAACAACAACAACACACAUACACACUCGAAAGAAAAUAACCGAUAAAAGCUUUCUUGGACCUACAAACUAACCAAAAAUUAACGUCAUCUUUGAAAAGGCAUUUUAUAUGAAGAACAUAUUUAAGAUUCUAGCAAAUUUUUUACAUUUAUUUUUAGUUUUCCUCAAAGUCUUAAUACCAAUACCGACAACACAAGAACACAACAAGAAGGAUACUCAUAGAAUACACAAUGUAUACCGGUUUAUUUUCGGAUAAUAAACUGUUCUUCAUCCCUUUCUCUUCCUUUCA
Sitodiplosis mosellana (orange wheat blossom midge) is the source of this 3693-nucleotide messenger RNA. Its product is annotated as protein SCAI. Gene Ontology annotation, biological process: DNA-templated transcription. The transcript is spliced from 10 exons. Gene Ontology annotation, cellular component: nucleus. Gene Ontology annotation, molecular function: transcription corepressor activity. The record is from RefSeq and is a predicted model, not a curated record. Lineage: Eukaryota; Metazoa; Arthropoda; Insecta; Diptera; Cecidomyiidae. Bases 889 to 2760 code for a protein of 623 amino acids.